This is a messenger RNA of Effrenium voratum, 1938 nucleotides long. Lineage: Eukaryota; Dinophyceae; Suessiales; Symbiodiniaceae. The record is from the annotation of a GenBank genome assembly.
AUGCCUUCUACCAUGCUGGGCUGGGAGGGGCCGCUGCUGCUGCCGCGGCUCUGCCGCCUCGCCAGCACCGGGCUGCCAGCGCAAGCGCUGCUUCCGGAGCGGGUGAAAGGGGAGGCGGCAGACCCGCAGCCCAAGGCUGCGCGGGAGACCUCGGCGAGAAGCCGGCUGGCGUACCUGCUGACCAAAAAGCCCGGGGAGGCCCUGGUGGGGCAGCCCUGCCCUCCGAGCGGAACGGCGGAGAAGCCGGAGACCCCGAAGAAGGCGGAACUGGAGGAGGAACGGCUCACGCCUUCGGAGCCGGCACCGCUUCCGGCUUCCGCGCCGACACACGGAAGCGACGGCAGCGGCGGAAGCGGCGGAAGUGGCGCGGCCCUGUGCGAGUGCGGCAGCCCGGCGGAGAUGGGCCGAGUCUUCGCCGAGCAGAACUUCCGGAGAUAUUGCCAGAGGUGCUGGGAGAGUUGGGAGAAGUGCGGGCGCUGGUGGCCAGCCAUCCGGGUGUCCACUUGCCCUCCGCGACAGACGGGCCAGGGCGCUCAGUUCAGCGCGGAGGACGCCUUCGUCCUCCCGGGGUUUCUCUGCGAUCAGGAGGACGGGUCGCUGCUGGCGGCCUUGCAAGCGGAGCUGCAGCGUGAGGGCAAGGCCCUGUCUGAUUGGCACGGCAGCCGGCACCUGGGGCUCCAGUUCGAGUCGGGACUGCCCAAGGCGGAGGACGACCUUGCGGGCCCAGCUGGUGCGGAAGCUGGAGCAGGCCUUCGGCAUCCGCGCCGCGGCGGUGCGCCUGAACCUCUACCGGGGGAACCAGGAGACUACAAGCCUCUGCACUACGACCGUGGCCGCGACAAUGAGGGGGUGCCACAGCUUACUGUUGGGGCAUCGCUGGGGGGGACCAGGGAGCUGACGCUCAUGCACCUCGGACGGCACGUCAAGUCUGGGGUUACCAUGUCCUUCCCUCAGCGGAAUGGGGACGUCUUCGCCUUCACCCCGGAGCUGAAUGAGGUCUUCAUGCACGGGGUGCCCAGGGUCUUGCCGAAUUCCCCUUCAGCGCAUGAGCCGGCAGACACCGCCCGCAUGUCGCUGAUCGUUUGGGGGCCGCGGGUUGGGGCGUGCCGAGGCAUGGGGAGUUCCUCCAGUGCCUUCUACACCCAGGGCUCUGGAUUCAGGCAGCGGGGGAUCCUCUCGGAGGUGGUGAAGCCGCAUCGCCGCCAGGAGGUGGACUCUUGCCGCCUGGGCCCGGUGGAUUUGGGCACCUGCUCCGGCACCCUGCGGAAGUCUGCGAGCGCCACCAGCUUCAGCCUCUCGGACCGGCUCCGCGCCAAGGCCCAGGAGGCGGAGCCCAAGACCCCGCGGAAGACCAUCCAGGAUGUGGAGCCCAAGGUGAUCGAGGUCUACGCCCACAAGGCCGGAGGCCGUCCCCGCAAGGUGACGGUGGAGCGGCGCCGCAAGUGGUUCGAAGCGCUGGAUGUGGUCGCUCUGCUAGAGGAGCGGAACUGCAACUUCUCGCCCAAUUGGGACAGGGAAUUCUGGCUCCAACUGGACGACUUCAACAACACGGAGUUCGAUAUCCGGACCCCGGAGCAGUGGCUCCAGCUGGGGAAGCAACCUGAUGGUAGCUUCCUGCCACUGCAGGCGAAGGCGAUGCGCUUCCAUGAGACAAAGGGCUCGGUAUGGGAGGACUGCACCGUGGAGGGCCUCAAGGACGGCAAAGGCACCAAAGACUUUCUGGUGCGCUUCCCUGACUUUCCGGACCGGAAUCGCCUGACGGAGUCGCUCGCCGGCGGUGAGCCGUGCGAGCUGGAGCCCGUGGGGCGCCUGCGCAUCGUGUUGCAGGGUGAGGAUCCUGAGGUGUUUGCCGAUCGGAUCCUCUACGCCUUUGAGGCCCUCCAGAAGGCGCGAGCCGACGCGGUUUGCGGCGCGGUUUGCGGGCUUGAGCCGGGGUGA